This is a messenger RNA of Drosophila guanche, 1337 nucleotides long. RefSeq lists its product as uncharacterized. The coding region runs from base 31 to 1314 and encodes 427 amino acids. The record is from RefSeq and is a predicted model, not a curated record. Lineage: Eukaryota; Metazoa; Arthropoda; Insecta; Diptera; Drosophilidae. The transcript has 3 exons.
UCUAUAUAAUCGCGUAACAAUCGCCUGAGUAUGAGUAACGAUGACUACAAACCGGUGCUCACGCGACAAAAUCGCUUGGAACUGUUUACGCUGGAAGAGUGUCAGGAGAUUUUGGUAAAUUUAUUGGCCGAUAAGCAGCAGCAUGGGGUCCUAAAACACUUUGAAAUAGUGCCAGCCACCGAAAGUGUUGGCUUCCUGGGCGAAUAUUUCCAUUUGAAACUCAAAUAUCAGCUGGCAGAUGAGCAGGAGGAGCAGACCACACGAUUGUUUGUCAAGUCGGUGAUCUUUCAAAAUGCCAACAUGGAAUUCUAUAUGGAGAAAAUGGGUCUCAUCAAAAAGGAGACUAAACUCUAUGAACUGCUGCUCAACGAGCUCAAAAAGUUCUCUCCCCAUGUGUGGUGCACCAAAUGCUACUUCACCCGCGAUGAUCUUUUCGUGAUGCAGAAUGUCGAGGAUAUGGGAUAUGUCUCCUUGCCAGCGGGCACUCGUUUCCUCAGCGAGGAGCAGCUGGGUCCCAUUUUAAAGUCGCUGGCCACCCUUCAUGCCAGUAGUGUGGCCUAUGAGCGAGAGCGGGGACAAACGAUCGGCGUUCAGCUGCGGGAGUGGCUCAAAGAAGUGUCCGUCGCUCCUGACGUUGAAUGGUAUACCGCGGGUCUAAAGGCCGUGCUGGCGGUAGCUGCCACUCAUCCCGAUGUCCGCAAUGAUGCCAGGGCCCAGGAGUACAUCUCCAAGGAACUGCCACGCCGCUUGGAUAGCGUCUAUUAUAUGGUUAACCCCUCGCCAGUACACAGAAAUGUCUUCGUUCAUCGGGAUGCCUGGGGUGCCAAUGUCUUCUAUCACAAGGAGCGCCCGCUGGAGGAGCGCUCCAUCCUGGUGGACUUUCAGUUGUGUCGCUAUGCCCCGCCUGCCAUGGACUUCCAUUUGGUUAGCUAUCUCAAUCUAGAGCCAGCCAAUCGUAAGCAAAUGAUUGAUCGCUUGAUAAAUCUGUACUACGACACUCUGGCGGAGGAGCUCCAGACAAUGGGCGUCGAUGCCAGACAGGAGCAGCUGAGCCGCGAGGAGUUUGAGCAAUCUCUCAAGGAUUUUGCCUUGUUUGGGGCCACCUACAACUGCAUGGCAGCCACCAUACUCCGACUGCCCGACAACUAUCUGAAGAGCCUCAAGGAUCAGCGACCGGCGGACUUUCAUCGCUUCUGUAAUGUCGAUCGUACACCAGCUGUGCUCCAGUUGAUGAACGAACAUCGAGACUUUGCCGAUUACAUGUACGAGUGUGUGGACGAUUUGUUGGCACUGACAUAUCAUAAACAAAGCUGAUUAAAUGUGAAUUUGUCUCACUA